Messenger RNA from Syzygium oleosum, 1474 nucleotides. Its product is annotated as protein BIG GRAIN 1-like E. The transcript has a single exon. NCBI's taxonomy places the organism in Eukaryota, Viridiplantae, Streptophyta, Magnoliopsida, Myrtales, Myrtaceae. Gene Ontology annotation, biological process: auxin-activated signaling pathway. The record is from RefSeq and is a predicted model, not a curated record. Bases 227 to 1276 code for a protein of 349 amino acids.
GAAGGCCACCUUAUUCCCACCUCUCAAUCAUUCACAGUCGCAUCAGUGAUUUAUUUCUCUCCACACAACCUCACAAAUUCUCGCUUUUCUAAGUCUUAUGAUCUCCAUUCUCCCCACAGUUCUCUCCUCAUCAUAAGUACCUCCCACGCUUUAGAAACACAGCAACCUCCGAGAAAAGGGCACAGACGAAAAACAAGAGAGGAACAUCGGAGCCCUGGCAGUAGUCAUGUCCAUCACUCCAUAUCCAGAUGCCGACAGGACGAUCAGCCGGAAAUCGCUCCACCGGAGGAAUGACUCCGGCGAGCUCGAUGUGUUCGAGGCUGCCCGGUACUUCUCCGGCUACAACGACGUCGUUUCCGGCUACGACGCCCCGACCUCGGUGCAAAAGGCGGCAAUGGUGAGAGAUCAAGAAAGGCAAGCCAAUUCUAGAGGGGGAAGAAUGAGCUUAGACGUGCCAAUGAAACAUCACCACCAUCAUCAUCAACAUCAGCAAGUUGUCGCUCAUCAGCAAUUUCAUCUCAUCCCAAGUGAGAACAAGCAAACGAAAGAGAAGAACAAGAUCUCCAAACCGCGGCAACCGAGCUCGCCUGGGGGGCGGCUCGCCAGCUUCUUGAACUCCCUCUUCAGCCAGUCCUCUUUGAAGAAGAAGAAAUCAUCAUCGAAGCCUUCCUCAUCGCAGUCGAUGAAGGAUGAGGACGAGAGCCCUGGGUGGAGGCGGCGAAGGCGGAGCAGCAUCAGCCAUUUCAGGAGCUCGAGCGCUGUGGCGGAUUCAAAGUCGGUGUAUGCCUCUUUGAGCUCUGGGUCCAAAACUCCUCCAGCAUACAUACUAAACACUCCCACCAAGUCUUAUAAGGAAUUUAGAAGCUACUCUGAUCACAAGCAAGUGGUGGUUUCGAAGAAUAACCGCGACAACGAGCACGUGAAAGGGCCAAACUUGGGAAACGAAGCUGUCUCAGGAAACAAGAGAAGCAACGACCUGAGUUGGUUGGACGAGAAGUUCAAGCUGAUAGAACCGAGCUCGGAGAAGAAGAAGAAGAGUUUCGGCAACAAUGGAUUCGAGAAACAUGCAUCGGAGAGCACAGACGUGAAGAGAUUCAAUGAGGAAGAAGAAGACGAUGGCGCAGAGAGCGACUCAAGCUCCGAUCUGUUUGAGUUGCAGAAUUACGACCUCGGUGGUUACUGCUCGAGCGGGUUGCCGGUAUACGAGACCACUUGUAUUGAGAGCAUCAAGAGAGGAUCAGCAACAUCAACAGCAGUUUCUGGUGCUGCAUUUUGAGCUGUAAUUAGUACCUUUCAAUUGCGGCUAAUCAAUCUUGAUUUUUUAUACUCUUUUGUCAGUAUCGCGUCCUAGACUUUUUGCUUUGGUUUGUUUUUCCUGCUGAUGAUCAGCAUCUUUGGAAGUCCCCUUUAGUUCUUUCUCUUUGAUGUACAGAUCAGAAUUGUUUGUCUUGUUUUGCUUGUCUUUUUACCUAAA